CCCUCUCCAUCUUCAAUCUAUUACAACAAACGAAACAAUCGACGAAGUAGGCGCCUAUCUGGUAUCGCUUACUGCCGGUUGCUGGGCGGUAGCGAUUUCUCGCAUCUCGCAUGUCGUAGGACAAACUAUGGCAUUCGGUCCAACGCGACAAUGGCCCCGUCCCAGACACUGCCCGACCAUCUCUCGGAUCCGCUCAAGUUCUCUCCACGGUCCGUCACCACCCUCGACGAGGAGGACGAAGAAGAAACGUUCGAGGCCGACUGGGACCGCACCCUGAGGCCCGGCGCGUUGGACCAACCGGUACCACCCUCCAUUCGCUCCGUCCGUUCCGUUGCCCACUCGCGCGAAUCGUCCCUUGAGAAAAUCUGCGGCGUGUCCUCCAUUUCCUCGAAUGCCACUGCCAACUCCUCUUCCUCCUCGUUAGCCUCCCCGCGGGGGCUCGGCUCCCAGUCGCGCCAGCCAUUCAGCGGCGUCGUUAUCGAGAGAGUCGUCGAUCCCAAGAGCGUUUCCUACGGCCACCAUCGCAAAACCUCCAUUGUCCAUGGUAUCCAGCAUUCCCGCAAUGGGAGCCUUGCCAGCGCAUCCUCUAGUCCCCUCAGCCCGCAGAUGAUCGCUGCGGCUGGUGCUGCUUUUGCGGCCGACCGACCAGAUAUUCAUGCUGUGGCACGACUCGAAGCUGACACCCCUGCCUCCUCUCGGCCCUCGACUUCACUGUCGGGCGCAACCGUCGUAGCCGGCCCGGGCACCAAUGUUUCCGAGAGAGCACCUCUGCCCCUAGACUCUACACCCCAUUCGGCUACCCAAAGAAGAAUCGAACGCAUGCAUAGCAUGGCGAGGCGCGAGGGUGCGCAUCAUCACACCCACUCGUCCAAACAUCACAAGGACGAGCAGCAGAAGACAGUGGGAGAAUAUGCGCUGCAUGUGCUUUUCACCCAGUUUAUUGCCCAAGCCGAGGAAAAGCUCAACGAUUGCAUUACCGUGCCGUUCGACCCGGAACCUCAAGUCGAGCAAAUAUGUGGUAUUGGCGUGGAUCCGGCCUUCGACCAGAUUAUUGCGGCCCUCGGCCACAUUGCGCGGCCUCGACCGAAACCUCUGAUCGACUCGAUGAUGCUCUGGAGAAAAAGUAAAAGCGACGCCGCCAAUGAAGCCCGAAGCCAGCUCCAACAGUCCAAAGCAACCCUCCCAGGCCCUCUACAACGGAGGAACACAGAGCCCAUUCAGUCCGCUUCCGCCGCACCCAACCACGACAAUCCUGUAGCGAGUCCCGGGAUGUCCUUGGCGGCCAAACAAGAGUUCGUGGCACACGCCGAGCGCCGAUCCACCGUUUCCAUAUACAUCCUCUGCCGCGUAUUGCUCGAGGUCAUUCGCCAGACCACUCUUCCCCUUUUGACAGUGGAAAUGGAAGAAAAGCUGGAAGGCAUCAUCUUUGGGCAACUCAAAGUUGCCGAUACCGAACAGCUCAUGUUCAGCCCACUCAAGCUUGCCAACUGGAACCUAUUCGCGCAGCUGCUGGGCGUCAUGAGCGGCAUCAACUUCAAGUCCGUCGCCGAUAAAUUCCUGACCGACAUCGACCGGUCCUUGCAGGAAUUGGCGGCGAAAAGCUCCAUCGCCCCAGCGGGCCGCGACAUCGAGGGCAAAAUCGAGUUGGUGCUCGGGGGAAUGAAGCAUCUCAAGCUGAAGCUAGCGCCCACGGAGGCGUGGGAGCAAUCCUGCGACUUUCUUGUGGCCCUCGGACGGCUAUUCAACAGAUCGCAUGGGCAGAAGGUCAAAACGGCCUUUUGCCAAGUCAUCGAUGUCCUUCUGCUCCCUAUUGCGGCCAAGGCGAGCGUUCAAGAGCUCUCCCACCCGAAGUGGCCAGAGGCCCUCGCCGCGCUGGGAUCACGUCCUGCGCAGAUGUCCCUGAAGCCGCGACACUGGAGUUUUGCCUUUCCCCUUGCGGUAACCAUUCUCUGCGUCUCGACACCCGACUCGUUCAGCUCGCAAUGGAUGCAGCUCAUCUUGCCCUUGCAGACCAAGAUCAAAGAUCGAUAUACCAGACCACUUUGCCUCCAGGUCAUCUCUAGGCUUGUGUGGACUUACCUUUACCGCACCAGCGACAGCCCUGCCAACGCCGCGCGGAAGCUUGACGAUGUGAUGAAGAUCGUUCUACCGCCAACUAGGCGCAUCUUGGUCGCAUCGGAUGCGGCCGUUGUUGAUCCGCUUCUUCAAAUUAUCCGCCUCAUCGGCUUCAAAUAUCCCGAGUAUUGCUUCAAGAACAUCGUCUUCCCCCUCAUCCACGCCGACCUCUUCAUGUCCAACAGGGAAUCCAAGGUAGAGCAACUGGAUCCUGACCGUAUUGUCGUGGGUAUCCGAGCAUUCAUGAUGAUCAUUUCGGAUUUGGAACAAGGCGUUCAGGGCCGUCCGCCGUUCCCCGUCUCGUACGCUCCCAAUUGGAACACAGAACGUGCGCCCAUGUCACCCACCACCGUUGCCUCGCCGCGGAACGUCCCUCUGCUCACCCCUGCUCUGCCCAUUUUCGAGUCCGAGGAGCAGUCGCGUCCGUUCGUGACGGGCCUCCUCAGCGACGGGACUCGCGAGUACUAUCAUCGCUUCUGCGAAGUCCUCGGAAAGAUUACCAUCCUAUGCGACAACACCUUCGGGGGCCAGGCAGCUCUCGAUGAGAAGUUUAGCAGCCCGGGGCCGCCCAAGACGCCCAUGACGGAGACGUUCAACUUCUCGCGGCGCGAUGAUCACCAAACACCGAACGAUUCGAAGCAACAGUUCUACGAGCUGCUGCAUGUUGCCGUCCAGGCGCUUCCUCGCUGUCUCUCUCCCGACAUACCUUUCAACUCAUUGAUCAACCUGCUCUGCACUGGUACGGCCCAUGUCCAAGGUAAUAUCGCUCAGUCGUCGGCCCGAUCGUUGAAAGCCAUCGCCCGCCAAUCUCAUGCGCAGCAAGUCACUACGGGGUUCGCCCGCUUCAUCUUCAACUUUGACGAUCGGUAUUCGACCAUGUCCGAUGGGGGUAUGCUGGGCACGGGUCACAUCGAAAGCACGCUGCGGCUAUAUAUCGAGCUGCUGCGAAUUUGGAUCGAGGAGAUCAAGCAGAGGACCAGAGACGCUGCAGCAGAAGAAGGCGAGGCGAGCAACAUGAGGGGCACGAAGCUCGAUUUGUCUAGCGUCUGGGCUGAGGUCGACCAGGCUGAAGCUCACGGUCUAUUCUUCCUCUGCUCCCAGUCUCGCCGGGUGCGCUACUUCGCCAUCACCGUGCUCCGGCUCAUCAGAGACUUUGACGAGGCACUCGGCAAGACAAAGAACGAAGAAAAGGACGGGUUGAGAGUGAUCGACGUCUUGGAAAACGACUCAAUGCAGGUGAUGAGCUUUAAGGAUGAACAUCUCUCGGUUGCCGAGAGGAGCAGACUCCAGCGCGGAAUGCAAAACAGCAACAACCGGGGAGCGCUCCUCGAGCUUUGCACGAGCGACGUGUCGUACGACACGACCCUUUGGUUCAAGCUCUUCCCCAACCUCAUUCGGAUUACCUACGAGAAGUGCCCGUUCACGGUCACUAUUGCUCGUGACCUGAUAUGCAAUCGGAUACUCCAGAUGUACAAGAGCAUAACCGUCCUCUCCGAACCCUCCAGAGGGCUCUAUUACGGCAGCGAUUCGGGCGGUGGACGGAUGAGUGGCCGCGCCCCGACGGCACAGCCAGAAGUCCUAAUAGAGCAGUGGAAGUUGUAUCUCAUCUUUGCCUGUACAACCCUGACCGACACGGGGACUCAAAUCACCACCCCGGUCCAGGCCUCGCAGACGCCGCACGGUGGCAGGACGUCCAAGUCGGGCAGCACCGAGACGGUUGUUUCGGCCCGGCUCCUCUUCAAGUACCUUAUUCCCCUCCUGUCGGCGUCGUCUGCUUCCGUCCGCGAAGCUGUCGUGCUGGCCAUGGGCUCGAUCAACAUGCACAUUUACCGUCCUCUGUUGGAGGAGCUCGCGGGUCAAGCGUCUCGCUGCAACGACGAGGCCCGUGCAAGGAUUCAUCAACGUGCCAACAGCAACCCGCGCCGGAACCGCAAGAUGGACCUGCUUCGGACCGAGAUCACGCACAUCUACAAGUUGACGUCGCAUUUCCUCAAGGAGCCGGAGGUCUACAAGGAUGAGUGGAUCCUGGGCAAUCUCGUCUCGUAUACUCGGGAUCUCAAACUCUUCCUCAUGGACGAGGAAGUCCAACUGGACUGGGAGUUCCAGAAGCUGCGGCGCCAUUACUGCGGCUUGAUGGAAGAGCUAUUUGAGGGGAUCAACCGGACGGAAGACCCGUCGAGGUGGAUGUCCUUCGAGUCCCGGAAGUCCGCUUUCUCCCUCAUGGAAGACUGGUGUGGCUUCUCCCCCAACCAAAACCAGAUUCGGGUCAGGGAAGAUACCAUGAGACAGUCCCUGAUCAGCCAGCAAUCUCAUGGCGAGCGGGGCACGGUUACGGCUGCCAUGGAGAUUGAAAAGCGUAAUCUCCGGACCGCGGCCCUCAGUGCCAUGGCGGCGCUGUGCGGCGGUCCCAUGAGUAUCACGACCGAGAGCGGUGCCACCUUGCAGUUCGACCUGCGGAGGUUGCUUGCCUGGAUCGAGGCGAUAUUCAACUCCGACAGCAACCGCAUGAACCUCAUCGGCCGUCGGGCCUUGCAGAAUCUGAUCGUGCAUAACCGGGAGUAUCCGUAUCUUCUCGAACAGGGGUGCAUCGCUCGGUGCUACCUGUCGGAGGCCCCCAAGCUGCGCGAGAGCUACUUUGCCGUGGUGAGCCAGGUGCUCCUGGGUUAUCCCGACUACCCAUCCCCGUUCUGGAGGCUCCUAAGCCUGUGCCUUUUCACCUUGGGGAACGACAGCAGCGAAAUACGGUCGAAAUCGGCGCGGGUCUUGAGGGCACUCGAGGAGCGACAACAGCCAGCCCGAAGCUCCAGGAUUCAGGACUUCGAUAUUAGCAUCUCGGACAAGACCAAGGCGGUAUACAAGAACGCGCAGUUUGAGAUAUCCAAGCGGCUGGCCAAGCAGCACACGGAGCUGGCCUUCCACAUCUUCUCCGAGUUUACGCUCUACUUCAAGAACCUCCAGCCCGCUUCUCAACGGAACGUCGUCGCCAUUAUCCUCCCGUGGAUCCAGUCGAUAGAGCUGAAGGUGGAUCCGAACGGAGGUCCUACUGCGCAGUCGUACGUGCUUCUAGCCAACUUGCUAGAGAUCACCAUCCAGUCGAGCGCGGCGCUCCAUAACGAGGUCCAAGCACUUUGGCAAGCUCUCGCCACGGGCCCGUAUCCUGGCAACGUUCGGCUUAUCCUCGAUUUCAUCAUCUCCCUAUGCCUCGAACGUCGGGAGCAGAGCUUCGUGGAGUACGCCAGGCAGAUCGUGGUCUUCCUUGCGAGUACCACGAGCGCGCCUGGGAUCAAGGUGGUGGAGUUUCUGCUGAUGCAGAUAACUCCCAAGGCCAUGGUGCCGAACGAGAAGAGAGAGGUCGUACCGCCGCCACCCGACAUCGUCCAGCUGCCAUACUGCGCAGAUCUCAGCGAAGCCCGGCCGAUCGGGACGAAGCAGGCCGGCUUCUCCCUGGGCCAACUGUCUCUUAUUCUCUUGGUCGACCUCAUGGUUUCCCCCGUUCAACUGGCUCCCGAGAACGUGCCCCUCCUCCUCCACGUCGUCGCCGUUCUGUGGGACCAUUAUACACCAUUGGUUCAGGAACAGGCUCGGGAGAUGCUUGUUCAUCUCGUUCACGAGCUUGUUAUCUCGCGGCUCGACGAGCAGACGCCGGCGGCAGCAAGAAAGUCGAUCGAAAACUUGAUCGACCUGAUUCGCCGACAUGACAAGUCGGUUGUAUGGGGUUACGAAGAUAAUAACGGCAACGGCAAAGCAGGCGGCGACAACGGCAGCAAAGGUGUUGACGGCGACGAUCACGACAACAAGGUUCCGGCAAGCAUGGAAUAUCUAACGAGCGAGGUGGUAAAGACGUUUUCGAUGACAUAUCCCGGCAUCAAGGAGCAAUGGGGACGGUUGUCGUUGACCUGGGCAACGUCCUGCCCCGUUCGGCAUCUUGCGUGCCGUUCGUUCCAGAUCUUCCGCUGCGUGCUCACGUCGCUGGACCAGUUCAUGCUGGGCGACAUGUUGGCUCGGUUGUCGAACACGAUCGCGGACGAGGACUCGGAGAUCCAAACGUUUUCCAUGGAGAUCUUGACGACUCUCAAGACACUCAUUAUCAAGCUCGACGCGGAGAACCUCACCGAUUUCCCGCAACUCUUCUGGACCACGUGCGCCUGUCUUGAAUCCAUUAACGAACUGGAGUUCUUGGAGGCCGUCAACAUGCUCGACGUGUUCUUGUCGAUGUUGGAUUUCCAGUCCCCGAGCGUGCGCAGGCUCCUCUCCGACGGACAACCUUCGCGGUGGGAGGGCCCUUUCGACGGUUUACAAGCUCUGCUCUAUAAGGGGCUGCGAUCCUCCCGCUGCAUGGAGUCGGCGCUCGGCAUUAUCAACAAAGUGGUCCAAUUGCCAAACGACGGUCUUGUCGGAGAUGAUAGCCGACUGUUCUUCGCCGUGCUGGCCCAUUUCCCCCGUCUAUUGCACGAGAUGGAGCAGGAAAUGCCGGGCGACAAAGCCCUACAUGCGGCAGAGAUUCUCUGCGCCGUGGCGGAGGCUCGAGGUUACGACAGCAUUGCAGAAGUCCUCGGGGAUUACGCCGCUCUGAAGUACAGAGGGGAGACGGGCGAGUUCCAGGGGCAUCUCUUCUCCGCCUUGCGAGACAGUUUCCUCCCCAGACUCGAGUUCAACAUGAUCGUGUUUCUGAUGGGUCUCCUCACGAAUUCGACUCCGUGGGUGAAGAUCAAAACCAUGAGCAUCCUCAGCACGGUCAUCCCGGAGGUCGAUAUGCGGAGACCGGAGUUGGCAGGCCAUGGCUCCGACCUCAUCUCCCCGCUGCUACGAUUGUUACAGACAGAGUACUGUAUGGAAGCACUCCGGGUGUUGGACAACAUCAUGACCAUGUCGGGGAGUGCCAUGGACAAACAGCACCUGCGAAUGAGCAUGACGCGGUCGACGUCCAAGACGAUCCGAAAGGAAUACGAGCGUACGCAGAGUCUCUUCGGUAUCCCGGAGUCGUCUGGCUGGGCCAUUCCCAUGCCUGCAAAGAAGACGGACUCGACGCGUGCCAACAUCCAUGCCGCGUUUUACAUGUGCCAGAAUGCCGAGGGGACCAUGGCCGACGUCUCCUCGACGCCGGAUGUCGAGUUCCACGCCGACGACUUCACGUAUGGCUACUUCCAGAUGCUGCCCGAUCGGACAGAUACGAUGGUGUCGGAUGAGGGUCGGGGGAACGGAGGUAUCAUGGGCGACAUUGUGAAUAAGCUAGACAGUCUGGACGACUUCUUCGACGAUCUAGGCGUCAGCCCACCGCCGAGCGAAGGCCGGUCGUCGAGGACCGUGACCGAGUUCUCACCAGACACGUACGAGCCCCCCUUUUCCAGGGAGCCGAGCAUCUCCAACACCAUGACGCCGGGUGCCUUCCAGGCGGCGGCGGCGGCGGCAGCGGCAGCGGCAGCGACGACGACGACAGCACCCCGGCCACCACUGCACACGAGGUCCAUAACUUCGCCUUCGGCGCCGGCGUCCUACCAGCCUCACAUCAGCGAGUUCACGUCCGAUGACGAAUACAAUACCGAGGACGUGUUCUCGGACGCCGACGACGAGAGGCCGAACGCGGAUAGUGGCGAGAGUUCGUUUUCCCUGGAGAGCAUGAUCCAGCCGAUUGCGCAGAGCACGCGGACGCGCAUCCGCCGCCUGACGGGUGGGAGGACGCGCGAGGCGGAUCGGGCGCGCGAGCUGUUGCGGGCUGAGCGCGCGGCGCCCCCGACGCCGGUUCCCAAAUUGCCGGCUAACCUGUUCACCUCUAAACAGGCGCAGCCUCCGUAUUCACAGGGGGCUAUGUUAUAG
Messenger RNA from Sodiomyces alkalinus F11, 7929 nucleotides. RefSeq names its product cell morphogenesis protein PAG1. Bases 151 to 7929 code for a protein of 2592 amino acids. Lineage: Eukaryota; Fungi; Ascomycota; Sordariomycetes; Glomerellales; Plectosphaerellaceae. The transcript is spliced from 4 exons. Gene Ontology annotation, cellular component: cell cortex; site of polarized growth. Gene Ontology annotation, biological process: cell morphogenesis. The record is from RefSeq and is a predicted model, not a curated record.